Messenger RNA from Trichomonas vaginalis G3, 243 nucleotides. RefSeq lists its product as uncharacterized. The transcript has a single exon. Gene Ontology annotation, cellular component: nucleus. Gene Ontology annotation, biological process: regulation of gene expression. NCBI's taxonomy places the organism in Eukaryota, Parabasalia, Trichomonadida, Trichomonadidae. Bases 1 to 243 code for a protein of 80 amino acids. Gene Ontology annotation, molecular function: protein binding. The record is from RefSeq and is a predicted model, not a curated record.
AUGCUUAACGUUAUGGGAGCUUCAUUGAAAAUUUUAAAUACUGAGAAGCAAACACCAUUACAUAUUGCAUGCGAAAUGGGAAAUGUCGAAGUUGUCCAACUUCUUUUAAGUUUGGGCGUUCAGACUGCUGCUAAAGAUGUAAACGGAAUGACUGCUUAUGAUUUUGCUAAAAGGAGUGAGUAUCAAGAUAUUCUUGAUAUACUGAACGAGUAUGAUGUAAAUAAGAUAAAUGAAGUAGGCUAA